AUGGCUUCCCCUGUCGGUCUCGCUUUCCCCCGCCACACACUCCUUCCCCCGUCUCUCUCGCUUUCCCCCCCUGCCCACUCCUUCUCCCGUCGUUCUCGUUUGCCCCUCGUCACCCACUCCUUCCCCCGUCGCACUCGUUUUCCUCCGUCGCCUCUGGCUUUCCCCCGUCGUCCUUGCUUCCCCCAUCGCCCUCGCUUUCCCCCGUCGUCAUUGCCUUUCCCCGUUGCUCUCGUUUUCCCCCGCCGCCCACUCCUCCUCCUGCUUCCCCUGUCGGUCUCGCUUUCCCCCGCCGCACACUCCGGCCCCCGUCUCUCUCGCUUUUCCCCCCCUGCCCACUCUUUCUCCCAUCGUUCUCGUUUGCCCCCGUCACCCACUCCUUCCCCCGUCGCACUCACUUUCCCCCGUCGCCUCUGGCUUUCCCCUGUCGUCCUUGCUUCUCCCAUCGCCCUCGCUUUCCCCCGUCGUCGUUGCUUUUCCCCGUUGCUCUUGAUUUCCACCGCCGCCCACUCCUUCUCCGUCACUCUUGCUUUCCCCCUUCACACUCCCCUUAGCCCGUCGCCCUCGAUUUCCCCUCGUCGUCAGUGCUUCCCCCGUCGGUCUUGCUUUCCCCCGCCGCACACUCCUUCCCCCGUCUCUUUCGCUUUCCCUCCCUGCCCACUCCUUCUCCCGUCGUUCUCUUGCUCCCGUCACCCACUCCUUCCCCCGUCGCACUCGCUUUCCCCCGUCGCCUCUGGCUUUCCCCCGUCGUCCUUGCUUCCCCCAUCGCCCUCGCUUUCCCCCGUCGUCAUUGCUUUUCCCCGUUGCUCUUGUUUUCCCUCGUUGCCCACUCCUUCUCCGUCACUCUUGCUUUCCCCCUUCACACUCCCCUUAGCCCGACGCCCUCGCUUUCCCCUCGUCGUCAUUGCUUCCCCUAUCGGUCUCGCUUUCCCCCGCCGCACACUCCUUCCCCCGUCUCUCUCGCUUUCCCCCCCUGCCCACUUCUUCUCCCGUCGUUCUUGUUUGCCCCCGUCACCCACUCCUUCCCCCGUCGCACUCACUUUCCCUCGUCGCCUCUGGCUUUCCCCCAUCAUCCUUGCUUCCCCCAUCGCCCUCGCUUUCCCCCGUCGUCAUCGCUUUCCCCCGUUGUUCUCUCGCACACGCAGUUCCCCGGCGCCCACACUUGUCACCGUCCCCUGUCGCUCUUGCUUUCCUCUGUCAUCCUCCCUCCCUUUCCCCUAUCGUCAUUACUUCCCCCAUCGCCCUCGUUUUCCCUCGCCGCCCACUCCUUCUCCCGUCGCUCUCCCUUUCCCCCGCAGCCACUACAUCUCCUGUCGCUCUCUCUUGCCUCCGACACCCACUCCUUCCCACGUCGCCGUCGCUUUCCCCCGUCUCCCUCCCUUUCACCCGUCGUCCUUACCCUCCCCGUCGCUCUCACACACUCCUCGACGCUCUCGCUUUCCCCCGUCGCCUUAG
Molecule: messenger RNA, 1452 nt
Organism: Closterium sp. NIES-65
Lineage: Eukaryota; Viridiplantae; Streptophyta; Zygnematophyceae; Desmidiales; Closteriaceae
Source: the annotation of a GenBank genome assembly